Messenger RNA from Stegostoma tigrinum, 2019 nucleotides. RefSeq names its product beta-1,3-N-acetylglucosaminyltransferase lunatic fringe-like. The transcript is spliced from 8 exons. Gene Ontology annotation, molecular function: O-fucosylpeptide 3-beta-N-acetylglucosaminyltransferase activity. Bases 343 to 1404 code for a protein of 353 amino acids. Gene Ontology annotation, biological process: regulation of Notch signaling pathway. NCBI's taxonomy places the organism in Eukaryota, Metazoa, Chordata, Chondrichthyes, Orectolobiformes, Stegostomatidae. The record is from RefSeq and is a predicted model, not a curated record. Gene Ontology annotation, cellular component: membrane.
AAGUUGUGACAAGUUGAGACAGGCUCAGGGUACAGGUGGGACAAGAGAUGUAGAAGCACAGUUAGACUCAGAGAGAGCUGCAGGCGAGUUUGCACAUCGUUAUGCUGUUAUAUGUUUACUGCACAAUUCUACCUUAAAACGGAGCGAAGCUUCGAGAGGGGGGUUUUAAUUGAAACUCUGAUGGGUCGUUCCCCAUUUACUGCCUAUUUCAACGUUAGGGAAAGAACGUGGUUCAAACUGCCUGGAGAAUGUGGCACUACCGUUUAAAUUGGAUUUUAUUCUUGGACAUUUCCAAACUGGGUUUUUGAGACUUUUUUUCAAAUUUAAAAAAAAGGAAGCAAGAUGCGCCUCUGUUUGAAGAAGAUCUUUCUGACUAUUUUUGGGGCCACGGUUACUUUCUUGCUGGUUGCUCUUGUGGAUUACCAGAUGCGAGAGGAGAGGGGCGGGCGCAGGCUGAAGGCCAGCCGGUUCUCAGCCCCCCUGAGCGGCCGCAGCUCCGGAGACGAGCCGCUGAGUGACUUGGCAGGGGGAGCCGGAGCGAGUUAUCGGGGACAGGUCCACUCCGGGUUCGCAGCUGGACCCCGCACUGACCGCGAACACAAGACGGAACUGCGGGAUAUCUUCAUCGCCAUCAAAACCACACGCAAGUUCCACAAAACCCGGCUGGAGCUGCUGCUGAAAACUUGGAUCUCCAGAGUUUGGGAGCAGACUUAUAUCUUCACAGAUGAUGAGGAUGAGGAGCUGACAAUCAGGACAGGUCACCGAGUGAUCAAUACAAACUGCUCAUCAGCACACAGCCGCCAAGCCUUGUCCUGCAAGAUGGCCGCCGAGUACGAUGUGUUCAUCGCAUCACGUCUGAAGUGGUUUUGCCAUGUUGACGAUGAUAAUUAUGUCAAUGUUCGAGCCCUGUUGAACCUGCUGUCAAGUUUCCCUGAGGCGCAGGACGUCUAUGUUGGAAAGCCCAGUCUGGACCGACCAAUCGAAGCAUCUGAAAAGUUGCCAAACAAUAAAACAAGAUCUGUCUUCUUCUGGUUUGCCACUGGUGGAGCUGGAUUUUGUAUUAACCGGGGACUGGCAUUGAAGAUGGCACCUUGGGCAAGCAAUGGGAAUUUUAUGAACACAGCAGAGAGGAUCCGUCUCCCUGACGACUGCACCAUCGGUUACAUCGUUGAGGCCGUCCUGGGUGUCAAUCUGAUCCACAGCCCUCUCUUUCACUCCCACCUCGAGAACCUGCAGUUAGUUUCCAAAUCCCAGGUUCAAAGCCAGGUCACUUUAAGUUAUGGAACCUUUGAGAACAAGCAAAAUAUCAUUGAGUUAAGAGGAGCGUUUUCUGUUGCUGAAGACCCUUCUAGAUUCAAGUCCAUUCACUGUCUACUUUACCCAGACACGCCUUGGUGCCCUUAGAAGAACAGCCCUGACCUCUGCCAUCGUCAGGGUUAAAGGUCACUGGGACGUAGAGGUCACCACUGCCAACUCUGCACUUGUGGAAAGCACUUUGGGCCAAUUGCCUUUACAGCAAAAAUGGAGUCAACAUUUUUUUUAAAAAAAUGGAUGAAGGAAAACAAAAUAUUGAAGAGGACUGAGCUGGACAAUCAUUGGUGGAACAUUGGUGGUAAAAAUGGCCACCUUUUCAUUGUUUCACUCAAGUGGCCGUCGGCCACAAAUAAAGGAGAUGAUAUUAAGCACAAAACUUCAACUGGACCCUUGACCAGGGAAUAUUUUAAAAGAGAAAUUAUUUUUAAAGGAUAUAUUUUCUAACUUUUCUUUCCCCUUCCUUGAAAGAGAGCUCUGACUGAACACCUAUUGACUGAUGAUAAUGACCCUGUUUGGGGGCUAGGGCAUUUGGCUAAUGAAUUCUUGUACAUUCAACAAACAGAGUGUUACCAGAUUAUACAGGAAAAAAAGCUUACUCAUUCACUUUUCCUGACUGCAAGAGUGAACAAUUCUGUUCAUUUUUUUUUUAGAAAAUAAUAUUGUUAAUUUAAAGAAAAACAGAAUAAAGAGUUAUAGUUUUCAUGA